AUGCCUGGACAGUCAAGAAGGUUGGUUUGCGUUGUGCAGGCCCGCAUAAGCUCCGGUGCCAAUCUACGCUGCUCACCACGGAGUAAUUAUGUGCGCUGUCUUUCAAGCACGGCUCCCCGCCAGACAUCUCGACGGACGCCAGACUUCAACUCCGGAUUUACAGGCAGCUAUGAUCCCACGGCUGAGUUAGGCCGAGGCCCUAUGUUCAAUAAAGCCAACUUCGGAGUCCCCCAAUUCUACCCCCGGGAUCUGAAGAAACGAGUCGACGAGUACGUUGUAGGCCAAGAGAGAGCAAAGAGAACCAUUUGCUCAACACUCUUCAACCAUUAUCAGAAACUUCGAAGGCGUCAUCAGCACGAGCAUGAGCAGAGGAACUUUCAUGAAAAGUUGAUGCGUCAACGCUUUGCCCGCGACCGCGAGUUGCAUCAAAAGAGAAGAGACAUACAUCCCGUAGAAGAUGAAUUUCCUGGGCACAAUGAGUCUGUCAGACAGUUGCACGAGACAACAGAGUUUGAGGAAGACCCGCUUGAUCAUUUAUAUGUCCCAGAAGAUCCCUCAGUGCCGGAGCAUGUCAAGAUUGAUAAAAGUAACUUGCUAUUGAUUGGGCCAACAGGAGUUGGCAAGACUUAUAUCCUAGAAACAUUAAGCAAACAAAUUCAUGUACCCUUUUCGAUAUGCGACUGCAAUUCCCUCACCCAGGCCGGCUACAUUGGCCAGGAUGUGGAGACUUGCAUUGAGCGGCUGCUCAUAGAGGCCAACUACGAUAUCAAAGCUACGGAAUACGGAAUUGUGGUGCUAGAUGAGUUCGACAAGCUUGCCAGAAGAGAAUCUCCGACAGGGCGUGAUGUUGGUGGAGAAGGUGUCCAACAAGCCUUGCUCAAGUUGGUCGAAGGGACCAAGAUUACCAUUAACGUGAAGGAUAACCGAUCAUCACGAUCAACCCCGCCGAUUACCACGAACUAUAGCUCUGGUGGAUCGUCGUCGUCCGCACCACAGGCCGUUCCACCAGGCGGGAAGGUCGACCAGUACACAAUUGACACCAGCAACAUCUUGUUCGUCUUCUGCGGUGCGUUUGUCGGUCUAGAUAAAGCCGUGUUGCAGCGUGUAGCCAGGCCGUCAAUGGGCUUCGGUGGCGAGUUGAGAGGUCGGUCGACACUUUCUGGAAGCAAGCACAUCCUUCCUCCGAGUGUAUACGCUCAUAUUGCUCAUCAUGACGCGAUGCCAGAAGCUUCAUUUACGCCGCUAGAUCUUGCAACACCUGCAGAUCUUCAAAGCUUCGGAUUUAUUCCAGAACUAAUAGGCCGCCUACAUAACAUCUGUGCUCUUAGUCCCUUGUCCACCAGCGACCUGCUCCGUGUACUCACAGAGCCCCGGAACAGUCUUGUUGCGCAAUACACGGCAUUAUUCGAGACAUACCCGUCGCGACUGCACUUCACUGAGAAGGCACUGUACGCCAUUGCAGAAAGGGCUGCAGCCAUUGGAACUGGUGCCAGGGGUCUGAAGAUGGAAAUGGAACGGGUUCUUGCCGAGCCAAUGUUUGAUGCCCCUAUGCCGUAUGUUCUUAUAACAGAGGACUGUGUUAAGGGAUCAGAUAAAGCAACAUACUGGGGUAAGGACGGGAGGUUCGAAGUAGACAGGCGGUUGGAAGAAGAGAGUAUGAGUCGUCGAGACACAAUACCUCAAAUGACCUUUGAGCGUAUGAGGGAAGCCGGGCAAAGUGGAGGAUAA
This is a messenger RNA of Metarhizium acridum CQMa 102, 1728 nucleotides long. Its product is annotated as ATP-binding protein. Gene Ontology annotation, cellular component: mitochondrial matrix. The record is from RefSeq and is a predicted model, not a curated record. NCBI's taxonomy places the organism in Eukaryota, Fungi, Ascomycota, Sordariomycetes, Hypocreales, Clavicipitaceae. Gene Ontology annotation, molecular function: ATP binding; ATP hydrolysis activity.